This is a messenger RNA of Humulus lupulus (European hop), 1222 nucleotides long. Its product is annotated as heme-binding-like protein At3g10130, chloroplastic. The record is from RefSeq and is a predicted model, not a curated record. The transcript is spliced from 8 exons. NCBI's taxonomy places the organism in Eukaryota, Viridiplantae, Streptophyta, Magnoliopsida, Rosales, Cannabaceae. Bases 66 to 950 code for a protein of 294 amino acids.
GAUUUUCAAAACCAAAUCCAAAAGAAGAAGAAGAAAAAAAAGUCUCAACUCUCUGCAAAACUUCCAUGGCCGCCCAUGGAAUCUCAUCCGUAUUCCCAACCAUUUCCUCAUCUCUAACCUUCCUUAACAGAUCGAUGACAACAAUCUCCAUGGCUGCCAAUAGAGCCACGCAAGUCCCGCCAAGAAGAAGGUCCAUGUCUGCUUUCGAAGCUCGAGUGUCUCUCGUCUUGGCUCUCGCUUCUCAAACCUCCUCCACUUCUCAGCGACUUUUGGCGGAGUUGGCUACCGAAACAGCAAAAUACGUAUUCCCGAAAAGGUUCGAGUCGCGCACUCUUGAGGAAGCUCUGAUGACAGUUCCGGAUAUUGAGACAUUGAAUUUUAGGGUUUUGAGUAGAAUAGACCAGUAUGAGAUAAGGGAAAUUGAGCCUUAUUUUAUAGCGGAGACGACGAUGCCUGGAAAAACUGGUUUUGAUUUCAAUGGAGCUUCUCAAUCCUUCAAUGUCUUAGCCGAAUACCUGUUUGGUAAGAAUACAAAAAGGGAGCAGAUGGAGAUGACCACACCAGUUAUUACACGUAAAGCUCAACCUAACGGGGAGAAAAUGGAAAUGACAACUCCUGUUAUAACAAAGAGGGUGGAAGAUCAAGAUAAGUGGCAGAUGUCUUUUGUCUUGCCUUCAAAGUAUGGUGCAGACGUGCCCUUGCCCAACAACCCAUCUGUGAAGAUCAAGGAGGUUCCAAAAAAAAUUGUUGCAGUUGUUGCUUUUUCAGGUUUCGUUACUGAUGAAGAAGUUAAACAACGUGAAUCCAAAUUAAGAAAAGCUUUAAAGAAUGACAAACGAUUUCAAGUGAAGGAGGGCGCUUCAGUAGAAGUUUCUCAGUAUAAUCCGCCAUUUACACUCCCCUUUCAACGCCGUAAUGAGAUUGCACUCGAACUUGAAAACAGAGAGUAGCUAUUGCUAUUUAGCAACUUUAAAGUUUUGGUGUGAUUAAUUAUUGUAAAUGAUAGCUUUGGCAUCUUCCAAAAUCAGGUAUUACUAUGUAUAGUGAUCUUGUAAAGUUACUAGAAGUUGCAUCUUACUUCACAAUUUAUAUACUUAUAUACAUAGAUGAACAGUACCCUCAAAUGUAUAUUGAAGUAACUAGCAUUUUAUGCUCCCCGAUCUUCUGCUGAAGUGGUAAGUCAAGGGAAUCUAUACAAGCGUAAUAGUUUGUUCUAGUCAAA